UAUAGUUACUUCACGAGAAAGAAAGCCCAUGCGUAUGGCGUAACCGGAUGGUGCCGCAACACUAUCGAUGACACGGUCGAGGGUGAAGCCCAAGGGAGCGAUGAUAUCAUGCAGAUGUUCUUCGAUGACAUAAACAAAGGCCCAAGCCACGCCAAAGUCACCAAGGUUGUCCAGGAAGACCGCGACGUGGUGGAAGGGGAUGGCCCUUUCGAAGUUCGGCGGUGA
Molecule: messenger RNA, 225 nt
Organism: Trichoderma virens Gv29-8
Lineage: Eukaryota; Fungi; Ascomycota; Sordariomycetes; Hypocreales; Hypocreaceae
Exons: 2
Source: RefSeq, a predicted model, not a curated record